This is a messenger RNA of Geodia barretti, 420 nucleotides long. The record is from the annotation of a GenBank genome assembly. Lineage: Eukaryota; Metazoa; Porifera; Demospongiae; Tetractinellida; Geodiidae.
AUGCGCGAGGCUAGCGCGCACUGCGACAUCCCUUGCGGUAUCUACGACCCUAUUUCAGCGAAGAUCGCCGCCCAAACCGUACAGAAGAUGGUGCUUCGCAUCGGGCAACUAGAGGGUGACGACGUCGCCUCCCAGAACUCGCUGUCCCGCUACAUCACCGUCAAGGAAGAGCAUGCUGAGCUGUGCAAGCACGAGCUCCGCGUACUUUGGGCCGACUACACAUGGCCAGGCACCGAUGCCAACGAGAUCGCGGCCAAGUUCAACGCGGCCCUGAAGCUGGCCGGACAGUGUAAGCAGACCGUUAGCAUGGACAACGCCGAGGCACUGGUCGCAGCGGUGGACGAUAUCGCCUCCACUUUCUGGGGCACCAAGGGCGUAGAAUACAGCGACCCCGUCGCCGAGGCCCGAUACGGCGCAUAG